Cordyceps fumosorosea ARSEF 2679 is the source of this 576-nucleotide messenger RNA. Its product is annotated as Calycin-like protein. Bases 1 to 576 code for a protein of 191 amino acids. NCBI's taxonomy places the organism in Eukaryota, Fungi, Ascomycota, Sordariomycetes, Hypocreales, Cordycipitaceae. The transcript is spliced from 4 exons. The record is from RefSeq and is a predicted model, not a curated record.
AUGAAGCAUCAAAAGCUUCUUUUCGGCCUCGGCGCCACUGCCGUCACCGACCAAUCCCACACCGACGUCGCCCCCGCGCUCUGGGACGGAAAGUGCUUCUAUCCCCAAGCCGACGCCGGUUUCAAGCUUGAGACGUACCCCGGACGAUGGUAUCAGCUUGCCGGAACCCUGGCUCGCUUCACGGCCGGAUGCAAGUGCAUCUCGGCGCGCUAUGACAUUAAUGACGAUGGGAGCUUGUACGUCAACAACACUUGCCAGAGAGGGGAUAAGCAGACGUUUAUCGAGGGCAAGGCGGUUGCUGCCGAUGCGGCCUAUGGAAAGGCUGGGGUGCUUCGUGUCCGCUUCCCAGGACAGCCUCCCCUCUCCUGCGAUGGCCCAAACUACAUUGUACAAGAAUAUACUGGCGCUAUUGCCAUUGUCCAGUCGGCAAACUUUUCGAACCUCUUUAUCCUGAGCCGUGAGCAGCACAUUCAAGAGGAAAGCCUCAACACUUGGAUCGAUCGUGCUGUCAAGCUCGGCACACCCCGCCAAGACAUUGUUAAAACCGAUCAAGAGGAUUGCAAAAACGACUUUUGA